GAGGCCAGCUGAGAUCUUUGUACGACAUGAGGACAGAGUCCAUGGAGCUGACUGGAACAUAUAAUCCCAGGGUUGACCCGUCUGGAGGUGAUCUUCAGGAUGAGGAUGAUUACGUUAAUGCAGCCGUUGACACUGUGGUGUACCUGCGUACAGCUCCAUCUGGACCACAGAAAAAAAGACUCCAUCCAUCACGCGGUCUCUGCUGCCAGUAGUGAUCUGUUGGGUUCUAUUGUUGAUGAUCACUGGUCUGCGCAUCCAUUAUACUUCUGUCAUUUCUGUUAAGUUGAAGGACUUUGAAGACAUCAAACAUCAACUUCAAGUUUCAUACUGGCCAGAAAACAUGAGGAAAGAAAUCCAGAAGCUGACAGAAGACAAUAAGUAUCUGAGUGAAACAAACCAAAAGCUGACAGCUGAAAUCCAGAUACUACGAGCAAAUUUACUGAACCAAAAGGAAGAAACUUCCAAAAAGAGAGAACCCCGCUUUGACUGGACAACAACACCAAUGCCUGAAGCUCGACGUUACUACAAUACCCGACCUCAUCCUCACUAUGAUAGACCACAUUACUACUACACCACACAACAACCGUAUUACAACAGACCACCCUCCUACUUUACCACACCACGUCCUUACUACAACAGACCAUGGUACUACAACACCACACCACGUCCUUACUACAACAGACCAUGGUACUACAACACCACACCACGUCCUUACUACAACAGACCAUGGUACUACAACACCACACCACGUCCUUACUACAACAGACCACGCAACCAGUACACAACAAAACAUCCUUCCUACAACAGACCAUGGUACUACAACACCACACCACGUCCUUCCUACAACAGACCAUGGUACUACAACACCACACCACGUCCUUACUACAACAGACCAUGGUACUACUACACCACACCACGUCCUUACUACAACAGACCAUGGUACUACAACACCACACCACGUCCUUCCUACAACAGACCAUGGUACUACAACACCACACCACGUCCUUACUACAACAGACCAUGGUACUACAACACCACACCACGUCCUUACUACAACAGACCAUGGUACUACAAUACCACACCACGUCCUUACUACAACAGACCAUGGUACUACUACACCACACCACGUCCUUCCUACAACAGACCACGCAACCAGUACACAACAAAACAUCCUUCCUACAACAGACCAUGGUACUACAACACCACACCACGUCCUCACUACUAUAAACUAUAUUAUUCCCAGUCGUCACCGAGUUACUUCUACCGCAGAAAAAAAAGGCAAACUGAACCUUGCCCCCAGGGUUGGCUCCACUUCCAGUCCAGCUGCUAUAUGAUCAGCAGCUGGAACUAUUCAGAUGAGAAGACUUGGGACGAAGCCAGAGAUGACUGCAGAUUUAGGGGUGCAGAUUUGGUCGUUGUUGGAAGUCCUGAGGAGCAGGACUUCAUCUAUAAAAGCAGCUUAACUGGUGCAGGAACCAGCAGCUACUGGAUUGGCCUCAGGGUUAACGGUAGUGGCUGGAAGUGGGUCAAUGAGAGUGAUCUAAAGCAUAGCUACUGGCUGCAACCGCCUGCCGAGAAGGUUAACUGUGCAACUUCUGUCAAGGAGGCCAACGGAUGGAAAUCUGUGAGUUGUGAUGACAAAAACGGUUGGAUCUGUCAACAAAUGGCUGUGUCUUCAUGAAUCCUAGCAGCACAACGGAAAGGCUCUCAUUUUCUACAAGAAACUAAAAAUCUCUGAUGAACGAACAGAAAAAAAGCUCCUUCCACUGCAGCUGGAAAUCCAAUAAAGAAAACUGAGGUUCUCUCAAUCUGUCAGUUUCAUAAGUAUUGAUUAUUUAUUGCAUCCAUUGAGCUGAUUUUUCAGCAGUAACUCAGAAGUUCAGCCAACAGUCCACCAUGAUUUAUUCCUGAUUCAUUUUUCAUAUUACACACUGGUUUGCCCACAGACAGAUUAUAACACUGUCCUGUUACUGGUGUGUAUUUUCCUUGAUUUGCUUUACAUGUCUAUGUAUGUGAAUAAAUGCUGUGGUUUGUCUUUAAUGGAAGAUCAAAUUUUAUUUUUGUUUUUACACCUAUGCUGUCCUUUGCUAAUACAGCUCAAAAAUACUAUUGGAAUUUACUAAAUGUUUAUUUUAUAAAUACUUGUUCUAAAUAU
Messenger RNA from Fundulus heteroclitus (mummichog), 2155 nucleotides. Its product is annotated as extensin-2. The transcript is spliced from 7 exons. Lineage: Eukaryota; Metazoa; Chordata; Actinopteri; Cyprinodontiformes; Fundulidae. Bases 236 to 1681 code for a protein of 481 amino acids. The record is from RefSeq and is a predicted model, not a curated record.